UGAGGAACUAUCAGUUUUCCCCCCUCUUCUCUAACCUUUAAACUACUAAAAGACUUUAUAACCAACCUCUAAAUUAUCUAUUUAUAUUUAUUAAAGUUAACACAGCAGUUAUCUGUACGUGUCAUAUUGCGAGACGUUGUUAUUUGUCUUAUAUUUAAGACGUUUGUAGUCGCUGAAUCUGCCCCGACGAAGCUUGCUCACUUUUAGCUCAGCCGUUAGCCACCAUUUAUUUAUCAGAGAAAGAAUCGAUUAAAGUGAAUAAUCACAAUCAUGGAUCAAUCGGGAGUAGCGGCACAAGCACUAAAGAGCCCGUGGGGUUCGGUGGCCCCGGCGGCUCCGGCCUGCUCUCUGGCCGACGUGAUGAGUGAACAGCUGGCCAAACAGCUGGAAGAGGAGAACAGUGACUUCCCUGCUCUCACCGAUCCUGGAGCAGACCUCUUGUUGACAGAGGAAAGUUCAGAUACGAACAGCGAUCUGAUGCUCGCUCAGAUGCUUCAGAAUCAGUUCGACCGUGAGUUCGAUAACCAGCUCCGCCGCGAGGAGAAGAAGUUCAACGGAGACAGCAAAGUGUCCAUCUCCUUUGAGAACUACCGCAUGGUUCACCCGUAUGAGGACAGCGACAGCUCGGAGGACGAGGUGGACUGGCAGGACACCAGAGACGACCCUUAUAAAAAAGACAAGCCCCAGACUACACCCAGGAAAGGCUUCACCGGUAAAGGCAAGAACAUCACCACCAAACACGAUGCAGUGACCUGCGGCCGCAAGAACACGGCACGCAUGGACAACUUUGCUCCAGAGGUCCAUGUGGGAGACGGUUUGGGGAUGGACCUGAAGUUGUCCAAUCAGGUGUUCAACUCUCUGAAGCAGCACUGCUACAGCGAGCAGAGACGCAGCGCCAGACUGCACGAGAAGAAGGAGCACUCCACCGCUGAACAAGCAGUGGACCCUCGCACUCGUCUGCUGAUGUUUAAGAUGGUCAACGCCGGCCUGCUGGAAAACAUUAACGGCUGCAUCAGCACCGGGAAAGAGUCCGUCGUUUUCCACGCUGACGGAGGGAGCAUGGGGGAGGAGGAGCAGCCGGUCCCAGACGAGGUGGUGCUGAAGGUGUUUAAGACGACGCUGAACGAGUUUAAGAACAGAGACCGCUACAUCAAAGACGACUAUCGCUUCAUCGAUCGCUUCAGCAAACUGAACCCACGAAAGAUCAUCAGGCUUUGGGCCGAGAAGGAGAUGCACAACCUCACCAGGAUGAAGAAAGCAGAGAUUCCCUGUCCGGAGGUUGUGGUGUUGAAGAAACACAUCCUGGUGAUGUCAUUCAUCGGUAAAGACCACAUUCCUGCUCCCAAACUCAAAGACGCCAUGUUGAGCUCAGAGGACAUGAAGAACGCCUACUACCAGGUCCUACAUAUGAUGCAGCAGCUGUAUCAGGAGUGUAAUCUGGUCCACGCUGAUCUCAGUGAAUACAACAUACUGUGGCACGAAGGGAAGGCGUGGCUGAUAGAUGUCAGUCAGUCCAUCGAGCCCACUCAUCCUCACGCCCUGGAGUUCCUCUUCAGAGACUGCAGGAACGUUUCCACGUUCUUCCAGAAGAGAGGCGUGACUGAGGCGAUGAGCGUUUACGACCUUUUCAACUCCGUGACGGGACUGAACAUCCCAGUGGGAGAAGAAGAAGAAGGAGAGUUUAUGGCCGAGAUUGUGGCGCUGGAGAAGAGAAACGAGGAUCACGUGCAGAGACGAGGGAAGAAAUAUUUUCCCGUUGCCUCGGAGGACGGCGGCCCUCCUUUAAAACCCGACGCUGACGACUAACGCUCACCCGGCUCGCUCUGUCUUCACGAUCCCGCCGUGUUGAAAAAAAAAUGCCGUAAAAAGGAGGAGUUGAAAGGAGGAGGACAACGGAGCCUCCACCUUCUCCAAACCUCUCCUCACCACCCACUGACCCUCACCGACUGCUUCCUUUAAACAGGCAGGACGGAGCGCCUCCUCCUGGCUGCAGGAGGUUCAUCGUGUUAGACGUUGAAGUCAGAGCGUCCUGGCUGUCUGAGCGCUUUAAGAGAAGAUGACACCAGCUCUCAUAUCCUUCCUGGUUUUAUUGUCUGAUACAUACAUAGAUCCCAGGAUGACUUUUUUUUUUGUAAGAAAACAAGUUAAAACAGGUGAAAUGAUAAAAAUGGGACCUUUUGUUUGCUGCUAAGAACCAUCAGUGGCUCCGUUGUUAAAAACAGAAGUGAUGCAGCUGAGAUUUAUUUACACUUGAAUUCAGACUGAAUUUUUGGGAGGGAGAAUUAGGAUUAAAUUAUGCAAAAAAACAACCUAAUUUUCCAUUUUUUUUAAUGCAGUGUUGCUGGCAGAGAGUAGCAUCAUGAGUUCCAGUAUGUCUGUUAUGUUUCUGUAGCUUCAGCGAGGCGUUAAAACAAAUAAAGAUAUAAAGCAUGUGAUGAUUAAUCUGUUUUCAGUUGUUCUAUAAAACAUCUGAAAACAGUGAAAGCUGUCAGGUGACUCAGAGAUAUUGAAUUAGUUUCACAUCUGAAAUAAGUUUUUCUAUCUUCGUAAAGAGUCGCUGCUUAUUUGCGUUUUAAUUGAUUUAAUCUAUGAAUUUUUUUUCUGUAAUCACUGCCAAAGAUUUUCUUGUGGUGCAGACAUUUUUAUCUUCUUUUAUCCAGCAAACUAAAAGGAAAUGCAUGUUCCAAAAGCUGAGACAUUAUCAGAUUAUCAUUACAAAAUGAAUACACAAACAUAAAGUAAUACCAGCAAAAAAUUAAAUGUACAAACACAGAACGUGUGCAUCUUCUGACCUGAAAUUUAGGAGUAAUUUCAGUCUCUUAAUGCCGCUCUGUUCAUCUUUAUUGGCACACUUCCCUCAAAUUAGUAUGUGAGUUUAGUGUCAUUCACAGGUUUAACAGUAGGUGUCACUAUAACCCCAGAGACACUAAACUACACUGAUAAAAUAAUUACUUUCAACAUGUUUACAAAGCAAACGAGCCACAGUUCAAAUCUUUGAAUAUAAGCAGAUUUUCAUGAGACAGCUACAAACUCUGAAGGUGUGAUGUGAAAAUAACGUUGAAGCUUCAUAGGGAGGUUAAAGUAAUCUAAUGUUUUUUUUGGCUGUAUUUUUUAGCCACAUAAUCCUAAAAAAAUGUCAAAAUACCAAAUGCAAAAAUGUGUUAAAUUAGCAAAUAUCUUCCAAACCUGAUGCAUGCUCUUGUCUCGUUUACCUCAGCUUUUUAAAGUCUUUAUUCCUCUUUGUUUCCUCUGCUCACUCUCUGUCUUCAUCACUUGCUGUGUACUCUUUUGAAGAGUACAUGAAUAUGAUGCAGCACCUAAAAACGAACAAAAGAAACAAUGCAUAUAUCUUUAUAUAUUUCAGAUUAACUCAACAUCUCAGAAGUACACAAUUAGCUAAAAUUAGGGAAUAAAUGUCAUAAAAUACGCCUGAAAACGAAGGAAACUGCAGUUUUAAUUGUGUCAUUUUGUCCUUUUACACUCUGCUCUGUUGCAGUUUAAAGGGUCAGAUAUUUAUGGUGGAAGGGUUCAAAGGUCACAGUGAUUAAGGUGUGGUGUGUUAGGUGCUUUGGUCAUACUUGAAACUGAAAUGUAAAAGAGACAAAUGCAAAAAUAAAGUCAAGUCGUCCUCGAGUCAUUUACAGUUGUUGAUGUUUUCUCACAGAUGUUUUGAAGUUUGAACUUGUGGAAGAUUAUCGUGUGUUUUACUGAAAUUAAUAUAAAGAUGAACACCGGGACCGAAUGUGUCAGGCUCCUCUCAGUGUUGGAAAUGAAAGAACAUGCUUCAUUGUGGUGACAUUAAAGAGGGAAGAA
Messenger RNA from Scomber scombrus (Atlantic mackerel), 3813 nucleotides. RefSeq names its product RIO kinase 3 (yeast) (gene riok3). The record is from RefSeq and is a predicted model, not a curated record. The coding region runs from base 271 to 1806 and encodes 511 amino acids. NCBI's taxonomy places the organism in Eukaryota, Metazoa, Chordata, Actinopteri, Scombriformes, Scombridae. Gene Ontology annotation, biological process: maturation of SSU-rRNA; protein phosphorylation. Gene Ontology annotation, cellular component: cytosol; preribosome, small subunit precursor. The transcript is spliced from 13 exons. Gene Ontology annotation, molecular function: ATP binding; protein serine/threonine kinase activity.